This is a messenger RNA of Linum trigynum, 2632 nucleotides long. The record is from the annotation of a GenBank genome assembly. Lineage: Eukaryota; Viridiplantae; Streptophyta; Magnoliopsida; Malpighiales; Linaceae.
GUCAGUUUCCCAAUAAUAAAACCUAGCUAUCAUCUGCCACACAGAGAAAAAAAAAACUUCAAAUUAUAUGAAUAGACAAGAGGAUAGUUUAUAGAUAACCCAGCAAGAAUUCCAACAUUGAUUACAUCACUUUAUAUUAAAUGUUAAUUGCUUAUCAAAUAUAAUUUCUUACUAUAUGUAAAGAUGAUUGAAUCUUACAAAUGCCAUGAUUGAAUAUGAACAAGAGAUGAAGAGUAUAGAAGAUUGAAAAACAUAGUCAAAGUUUUAUAGGAAUCCAAUGAAAUCAUAAUCGAAACUAUUCAAUAAAUUUUGAUCUCAUCUCAAAUACAUAACAAUCGUCCCUAAUAUAAGUAUAUUCUAACAUGUCGAUAACACAUUAAUUAUUUUACCCUGGAAUCACGGGGUAAAAUCUCAAAAAUACUCAUUGAUCACUACUAAUUUGCCAUCCUAGUUUAUUGUAAUAGUAAUUUGGUUUGAUUAUAUGUAUUGAAAUAACCUCAACAAUAUAUAACAUAUCAUUAUCAAAACUAGUGGUGGCUAAAUCAAUUUUGAUCCCCCCCUCUUCUCAUUUACAUAGCACCCUCACCAUCUCUCAUCUACCAUAAUUGUAAUAAUCCAGACUAAUUAAAGUUAAUCAAAUCCCUAAUCCUCCAUAACUCAAAGAGAGAUAGCUAGCUAGAGUCUAGAGAGAGAGAGAGAGAAACAACAACUCAAAGAAAGAAGGAAAGAAAUGGACAUACCUCUCUUCCCACCAAAAGAUCAUCACCACUCCUUCUUCCCUCCCACCCAACCCCUCGACACCUCCACCACCACCGAUCCCACCGCCGUCGCCGCCCCCAACGGCGGCUCCACCGACAAAUGGGCGGCGCCGCUCCUCCGUGAGUGCGCCCGCGCCAUCGCCGACAAGGACACGGCCCGCAUCCACCACCUCCUCUGGAUGCUGAACGAGCUCUCCUCCCCUUACGGCGACUCCGACCAGAAGCUGGCCGCCUACUUCCUCCAGGCCCUCUUCUGCCGCGCCACCCGCUCCGGCCCACGCUGCCACCGCACCCUCUCCUCCGUCGCCGACCGCAGCCACAGCUUCGACUCCGCCCGCAAGCACGUCCUCAAGUUCCAGGAGGUCAGCCCCUGGACCACCUUCGGACACGUGGCGGCCAACGGCGCCAUCCUCGAGGCCCUCGACGGGGAGCCCCGGAUCCACAUCAUCGACCUCGGCAGCACGCUCUGCACCCAGUGGCCCACCCUGCUGGAGUCCCUCGCCACGCGCCACGACGACACCCCGCACCUCACGCUCACAGUCGUGGUCCCCGCCGCGGCCGCCGCCGUCAUGAAGGAGAUCGGCCAGCGGAUGGAGAAGUUCGCCCGGUUGAUGGGUGUGCCCUUCGAGUUCCGCGCCGUCGCCGGACGGCUCGCCGACCUCACGGGAGACCAGCUCGCCCUCGCGGUCAACCACAACGCCACGCACGACUCCAAAUUAGCGGGAGCGGCGGUCGCGGUGAACUGCGUGGGGGCGAUGAGGAAGCUGCCGCGGGGAUCGGACAGGGCGGCGGCGAUCGAGAAGUUCCGAUCCCUCUCCCCGAGGGUGGUGACGGUGGUGGAGGAGGAGGCGGACUUCGCCGCCGGGGAGGGGAAUUUCGUGGGGUGCUUCGAGGAGUGCCUGCGUUACUACACGGUGUACUUCGACAUGCUGGAGGAGAGCUUCGCGGCGACGAGCAACGAGCGGCUGAUGCUGGAGCGGGAGAGCGGGAGGAACAUGGUCAGGGUCCUGGCGUGCGACGACGACGACGAAGACGGUAACAACGACGCCGUUUCGGAGUGGGAGAGGAGGGAGAGGGGGAGGCAGUGGGCGGGAAGGAUGAAGGAAGGAGGGUUCGCGCCGGUAGGGUUCAGCGAUGACGUCAUCGAUGACGUCAAGGCGCUGCUGAAGAGGUAUCGGACCGGGUGGGAGCUGGUGAAUAAUAAUAAUAACAACAAUGGGAAACAGGAUCAAGGGCCGGGAUUAGCGGGUGGUCAGCAGCAAGGCGGAGGAGGAGGGGACAGUAAUCUGUUUCUUAAUCAUGGUUUUGAUCAUAAUGAGGGUAAUAAUGAUCAUGGUAAUGGUGGUGGUGAUGAUCAAACGCCUGGUCUUUUCUUGACCUGGAAGGAUGAGCCCGUGGUUUGGGCUUCAGCUUGGAAACCCUAGAAAGACAAAGAUUACAUUUACAGUACUACACAGUACUACACAUUUUUCUUUCUUAUGAGAGGAGGAAUUUGUUUUAGAUGGAGCUUGCUUGCAGGUCAUUUUUGGUAAGCAUACAGAUUGAUAUCGAUGGAGUAGAUAGAUAUAAUGUUGUAAGAAUCCAAACAUGUAUGGAUCGGAGUAGGAUAUCAAUGUAUGUAUAGCUGGAGGUCGUAAAAUGAAUCAUGUGUGGAAUCUUUUCUAGCUUUUUUUUCGUGGUAUUUUGUAUUCUUUGAUGUUUUGAUGAUGCUAAAGUUGUCGGGUUUAUGGUGGGGAACAACGAAAAAGAAAAUCGUUAUUUGUUAUUUGACGAGCAACCAUUCUGCGAAACAAGAGAGUUAUGUGUUUUGCAGAUAAAAGAGAUCAAACUCACCAGCAAAUUUUGAUACUUCGCAAUAUAUAUGACACAUUUUA